GAAUUGGUUUCGCCAAAAUUUUAUUUUUUUAGUAUUCGUCACUUUGUGGUGAUCGUCGAUGUUUAAUUUGAAUUUUAUUCUGCGAUUUUAAUUCCAGCACAAAUAUACAUAUGAAAAAAUGUCGGACGAUGAAUCCGAUAAACAAUUAGCAUCCUACAACUCUGCUGUAGAGAGUUAUGAACACUUGGAAUCCCUUUUCCACCAAAAAUGCUUAGAUUUUACGCGAAUAAAGCAAGAACUCAAGAACUGUUCCGAUAAAAUCGAAAAUAUUAUCCUGGGCGAAGAUGCUAACUGUACAUUUUUCGUCGACUUAUACCAGCUAAGGAAUCAAAUUUUGGAACUUUCGAAAUAUGUAGAAAGGAGAAGUCAGAACAUGAAGCCUUUGAACGCAAGAAAACCUUACGACCUUGUUGUGGCUGGUGGAAAAAAGAAACCCGACAGCGACAAUAUGCUGAGUUUCGUCAAGGGAACCAUCGAAACUCCUAGAAUAAACGGCUUGGCCGAAAUCGCAGGUUUGUGGGAGAUAAAGAAGACUCUGAAGUCUCUCGUAGUGUUGCCCAGAACUCAACCCCAGUUGUUCCUCAACCGUAAGGCCUCUAAUAGCGUUCUUUUAUUCGGACCGCCUGGCACCGGAAAAACUCGCCUGGUUCAUGCUCUAGCACACGAAGCUGGAGCCUUGCUGCACUCUGUUAGCGUCUCUAACAUUCUUUCACAUUUUGUUGGACAGUCAGAGAAAAAUCUACAGUUCCUAUUCGAAUACAUCAGAAACAACAACGCCUUUUCGAUAUUGUUCAUCGAUGAGGUAGACGGGUUUUGCAGAAAAAGAAUUGAUUCUGAGCAAGAGCAUUCUAGAAGGAUCAAAACGGAGCUGAUGUGCCAAAUGAGCAGGAUCGAAGAAAACUCCAACAUGUUCCUCAUCUGCGCGACGAACUGUCCCUGGGACUUGGAUACGGCUUUUUUGAGACGUUUUCAGAAACGGAUUUACAUUCCGCUUCCAGAUAAAUCCGAAAGAUACGAUCUCUUCAAGUUGUUCACGAAGGACAUUGCCCUCGAGUUGAGUUCAGUCCAAUGGGAGCACAUCGUGGAAAAGACUGAGGGGUUUUCAGGUUCCGACAUUUCUGACUUGGUACAGCAGGCCUUGAAUAUCCCCAUCCUAGAACUCCAAGACUCGAUAAUCUGGAAAAUGUAUGCAGACAAUUCUUACGAACCAGUCACAGACACGGACAAUUUCAACUUGGAAAACAUUGUGUGUCGCGAACUGGGUGACUUACCUCCGGGUUCGGUUAGAGUGAGGACUGUACGACCGUCGGACAUUUUGAAUUCUUUACAAAAUGUCAAGCUGACCGUCAGCAUGGAUGACAUAAGAAAAUAUGAGGCAUUCAACAGCAAACAGUAAUUUUUCUCGAGGAGUCAUAGUUUGUUAUUUCGUUUUCUGAUUGAUUUUGUUUGAAAGAAGGUUAUUUGUGU
Leptinotarsa decemlineata (Colorado potato beetle) is the source of this 1467-nucleotide messenger RNA. RefSeq lists its product as uncharacterized. Gene Ontology annotation, biological process: endosomal transport; vacuole organization. Gene Ontology annotation, molecular function: ATP hydrolysis activity; ATP binding. The record is from RefSeq and is a predicted model, not a curated record. Lineage: Eukaryota; Metazoa; Arthropoda; Insecta; Coleoptera; Chrysomelidae.